This is a messenger RNA of Coregonus sp. 'balchen', 9566 nucleotides long. Lineage: Eukaryota; Metazoa; Chordata; Actinopteri; Salmoniformes; Salmonidae. The record is from the annotation of a GenBank genome assembly.
AUGGUUUGGCUCCGUGGAUCUAGACUGCUGUCCCUGCUUUCGACAGUGUCUCUCUGUCUCUGUGUGUCACCUUCUCUGGGCACAGGUGAGUACUCAUGGUGAUACUAGUGUGUAAUAAAAGUGGGACAGGGUGAAACCCUAGGUAUGGUAGUUGCGUUUAGAUUAGAUGGUGUUGAAUGCUUUUAAUACCCAGAUAUACUCAGAAAUAACCCCUAAUAAACUAGUUUGUUAACAAAAAGAAAUAAGUUAUAUGUAGAGCUGUUUUGGACCUGAGUGAUUUACUUUUUUUUCCACAACUCCCACUCUUUAGCUACUCUAGAUGCUGUUGAGUUGAAGUACCCCAGGACUCCUAUGUUUGGGACUGAGGGCAUGCCCUUGAGGCUCACCUGUAAGGCAGAGUAUGAAACUAAACAAUGUGGUCGCAUUGAUGCCUUUUGGUGUCGUCACUCUUUGGAAGAGUGUCCCAAGCUCAUUGACCCCAGCAAGUACCUCACCAUUGUCAACGAGAUGUUUAUGGAGGACCGGAGUGUCAGACAUAGACACGUUAUAACAGACUUCAUACAGCUGACCCCUGCUGACCAAGGAGUCUAUCAGUGCCAUGCAGUAUGUGAAAUGGGAGGCCAUACUGCCAUGGGACACUACAUAAAUAUCACGGUCAAAGGUAUUCGUCCAUUAACUUUUUUGGUUUUACAAUUUUAGCAGUUACUCUAACCCACAGCGACUUAUAAUAACAACAUUCAACUAAGGUGAAACAACCAUGUAGCAUGAUCAUCAGUCAAUCAAUUAAACAAUCAACAAACCAACCAAUUAAUCACUAAUGUUGAUAUCUAACCAUAUAACAGCAGCUCCCGGAGUUGAUCAAAGAAAGGCCAACAGUGGUGGACAGAACUGGACAUACAACACUGUAAUGAUACUGUGGUCCCUUCUCCUAAUACUGGAGUUACGUGAGGCAAGAUCAAUAACAAAAUAAUACAUAAAAAAAUGCACUUUUACAUUCGUACUUCGCAGCCUAUCAUAACAUAAUGUUUUACCAAUUAUGGGGUGUAAAUAUGUCAAAAGGGACCUUUUGGGGUGAAGUCUCUUGUUUAUUGAUGAUUAUGUGUGUUUAACAGGUUAAUCAUUGAGCUGGUCUGUUAGCUGAUGGCAGAUGACGUCAAGGCUGAACAUGACCUACCAAUUAUAAUGAAGAUACGAUCUACAAUACAGAUUUAUAUCAAACCCAAACAUUUAACUGAAUCGUUUUACAUAUGUAUAAAUAAGGUGCUACAGGCUCAAAAGACUACAUAAUUUGUAUUCUAUGGUUAGUAGUUUUCUUAACAUUACGAAAAAUAAAAACAUUGUGUUAUAAACCAGCUUCAAGCAUGAAUGUACAGUAUGUUGGAAGACAGGAGGGUUUGUACUACCUAAAUAAAAAUACAAUUUCAUGAAAUGUCAAUAGAAUGCUAAUUUUUUUGCUUGAUUUCUAUUUUGUUCUUGUUGUCAUGCGUGCCUAUUUCUUUUUUUUGUUUGUUCUCUCCCCUGUUCUUGUCAUGGUGGGCUAUCUCUCUACACCUCUGAGGUCUGUGUCUGUUAGAGGAAAUGCCCAUACAGGACAGGAAACCACACAUAGCAUUUGCACAAAUGGAGGCCUGAAGCUAUGUGAAUAGCGCUAGUAGCAGUCUAUGUGGUUGGAAGUGUGAGGGAGAGUAAAGGGGUCUGCUUGUCUUGUGAUGUUCAUCAUACUCUCAGUUUGAUUUGAAGGCUCAGGAGUGACUAAUACUUCUUUGUUCUUGUUGUUAUGCGUGCCUAUUUCUUUUUUUUUUAGUUCUCUCCCCUGUUCUUGUCAUGGUGGGCUAUCUCUCUACACCUUUCAGGUCUAUGUCUGUUAGAGGAAAUGCCCAUAUGGGACAGGAAACCACACAUAGCAUUUGCACAAACAAACAGAGGCUUGACGCUAUGUGAACAGCACUAGUAGCAGUCUAUGUGAUUGGAAGGGUGAGGGGGAGUAAAGGGAUCUGCUUGUCUUCUGAUGUUCAACAUAAUCUCAGUUUGAUUUGAAGGCUCAGGAGUGCAAUGUAAUACUAUAUACUGUAGGUUAACAAUUUUUGAAGGAAGUUGUUAUGAAUUGUGAAACUGAGCGAUAUUCCGUAUGAAUUAUUUGCUAGACCACUAGGUCAGAACUUCUCCAAAUACAUUUUGGUUGUAUACAGGUGUUCCCCAGAGUUAUAUGUACUCCAAAAAAACACCAGAUAAGAAAAGCAUGGUGUGUCAUACAGUAUAUGGAUGACCAUUAUAAACUGACAAACUACAUAAACAUUUGUGCACUAUAUCUGCAAUCUUAUAAAAUAAUCAAACAUUAUUUUGAUGAUUACAACAGCAAUUAUCAAAGCGUUUUAUAUGUUUACAUGUAUUAACGUCUCAGUAAAACCACAUCUACACGUCUAAAUUAGUAGAAAUGACCACUUCCGCCUUAGGGUAAACUUUAAAGGUAGACUUAAAGAGGAGACGAUCAUGCACCAGUUUGUGAUGGGUGAAUAACAGGAUUUAUUCCGGAAUACAGAGUUACUCAGUAAUGUGUCAAAACAGUCCAGUGCGCAAAACAGGAUCACUGGAACCAACAAGGCACACGGGGAAAACCAUAUAGCUAUAUACAGUGGGGGAAAAAACUAUUUAGUCAGCCAUCAAUUGUGCAAGUUCUCCCACUUAAAAAGAUGAGAGAGGCCUGUAAUUUUCAUCAUAGAUAGACGUCAACUAUGACAGACAAAAUGAUUUAAAAAAUUCCAGAAAAUCACAUUGUAGGAUUUUUAAUGAAUUUAUUUGCAAAUUAUGGUGGAAAAUAAGUAUUUGGUCAAUAACAAAAGUUUCUCAAUACUUUGUUAUAUACCCUUUGUUGGCAAUGACACAGGUCAAACGUUUUCUGUAAGUCUUCACAAGGUUUUCACACACUGUUGCUGGUAAUUUGGCCCAUUCCUCCAUGCAGAUCUCCUCUAGAGCAGUGAUGUUUUGGGGCUGUCGCUGGGCAACACAGACUUUCAACUCCCUCCAAAGAUUUUCUAUGGGGUUGAGAUCUGGAGACUGGCUAGGCCACUCCAGGACCUUGAAAUGCUACUUACGAAGCCACUCCUUCCUUGCCCGGGCGUUGUGUUUGGGAUCAUUGUCAUGCUGAAAGACCCAGCCACGUUUUAUCUUCAAUGCCCUUGCUGAUGGAAGGAGGUUUUCACUCAAAAUCUCACGAUACAUGGCCCCAUUCAUUCUUUCCUUUACACGGAUCAGUCGUCUUGGUCCCUUUGCAGAAAAACAGCCCCAAAGCAUGAUAUUUCCACCCCCAUGCUUCACAGUAGGUAUGGUGUUCUUUGGAUGCAACUCAGCAUUCUUUGUCCUCCAAACACGACGAGUUGAGUUUUUACCAAAAAGUUAUAUUUUGGUUUCAUCUGACCAUAUGACAUUCUCCCAAUCCUCUUCUGGAUCAUCCAAAUGCACUCUAGCAAACUUCAGAUGGGCCUGGACAUGUACAGGCUUAAGCAGGGGGACACGUCUUGCACUGCAGGAUUUGAGUCCCUGGCAGCGUAGUGUGUUACUGAUGGUAGGCUUUGUUACUUUGGUCCCAGCUCUCUGCAGGUCAUUCACUAGGUCCCCCUGUGUGGUUCUGGGAUUUUUGCUCACCGUUCUUGUGAUCAUUUUGACCCCACGGGGUGAGAUCUUGCGUGGAGCCCCAGAUCGAGGGAGAUUAUCAGUGGUCUUGUAUGUCUUCCAUUUCCUAAUAAUUGCUCCCACAGUUGAUUUCUUCAAAUCAAGCUGCUUACCUAUUGCAGAUUCAGUCUUCCCAGCCUGGUGCAGGUCUACAAUUUUGUUUCUGGUGUCCUUUGACAGCUAUUUGGUCUUGGCCAUAGUGGAGUUUGGAGUGUGACUGUUUGAGGUUGUGGACAGGUGUCUUUUAUACUGAUAACAAGUUCAAACAGGUGCCAUUAAUACAGGUAACGAGUGGAGGUCAGAGGAGCCUCUUAAAGAAGAAGUUACAGGUCUGUGAGAGCCAGAAAUCUUGCUUGUUUGUAGGUGACCAAAUACUUAUUUUCCACCAUAAUUUGCAAAUAAAUUCAAUAAAAAAUCCUACAAUGUGAUUUUCUGGAAAUUUUUUCCUCAAUUUGUCUGUCAUAGUUGACGUGUACCUAUGAUGAACAUUACGGGCCUCUCUCAUCUUUUUAAGUGGGAGAACUUGCACAAUUGGUGGCUGACUAAAUACUUUUUUCCCCCACUGUAUCUGGGCCUCUCCUCUGUGUCGUACAGCCGUGACAGUGCGUCUGCCUUCACGUUCUUCAUACCCGUAAUGUAUGAUAGUGUAAAAUCAAACCAGGUAAAGAAUAGGGCCCACCUGGCCUGGAGAGUGUUCAGCCUCCUCGCUGCCCGGAUGUACUCCAUGUUACGGUGGUCCGUCCAGACGAGGAUAGGUUGUUUCUCCCCCUCGAGCCAGUGCCUCCACACGGUCAGGGCUCUGACAACAGCCAACAGCACCCGAUCACCAACGUCGUAGUUCUGUCCGCCGGGCUGAGCUUCUUGGAGAAGAAGGCACAGGGGCAGAGCUUAGGUGGCGUGCCCGAGCGUUGAGAUAGGACCACGCCUAUCCCUACCUCAGAUGCAUCCACCUCCACUACGAAUGGUGGUGAUGGAUUCGGGUGGGCCAGUACCGGGGCUGAGGUGAACAGACCCCUCAGGUUACUGAAGGCCCUGUCAGCCUCAGCAGACCAGCAGAGCCGGGACGGCCCACCCUUCAACAGAGAGGGGAUGGGGGCUGCGACCUUCCCAAAGCCCCGGAUAAACCUCCGAUAGUAAUUGGCAAAGCCAAUGAAGCGCUGCAGCUCCUUAACCGUGGUUGGAGUCGGCCAAUUACGCAUGGCUGAAAUGCGGUCUCCCUCCAUCUCCACACCUGAGGUGGUGAUGUGGUAUCCAAGGAAGGAGACGGAUUGUUAGAAGAACAGACAUUUUUCUGCCUUGGCAUACAGGUCAUGCUCCAACAGUCGCCCAAGCACUCUGCGAACCAGGGACACAUGCUCGGCAUGCGUAGCGGAAUAAACCAGAAUGUCAUCGAUGUAGACCACUACACCGCGACCAAGCAUGUCCCAAAACACCUCGUUCACAAAGGACUGGAAGACGGAUGGAGCAUUCAUCAAACCGUAUGGCAUCACCAGGUAUUCGUAAUGCCUGUGGUUGUGCUUAAUGCUGUCUUCCACUCGUCCCCCUCUCGGACACGCACCAGCUUGUAUGCACUCCGGAGAUCUAAUUUUGUGAAGAAGUGCGCCCCAUGCAUUGACUCGAUCACAUAUGGAAUGAGGGAUAGAGGAUAACUAAAUAGUCUCUUCCCCUUGUUCAGUGAUCGGUAAUCAAUGCAAGGGCGUAGACCUCCGUCUUUCUUCUUCACAAAAAAUAAACUUGAGGAGGUGGGUGAAGUGGAGGGACGUAUGAACCCCUGGCGCAGGGACUCGGAGACGUAUGUCUCCAUAGCUUCCAUUUCAGCCCGUGACAGGGGAUAAACAUGACUCCUGGGAGGCACAGCGUCUACCCGGAGGUUUAUCGCGCAAUCUCCCGCCCGAUGAAGUGGUAAUUUGGCCACCUGCAUUUUGGAAAAUGCGUGUGCAAAAUCGAGGUAUUCGGGGGGAAUGCACAUGGUGGAGGUACUGUCUGGACUUUCCACCAUGGUUUCACCAACGGAAACACCUAGACACCUACCCUGACACUCUUGCAACCACCCCGUGAGAACCCUCAUGUGGCCAUGAAAAGGUGAGUGCUAACCAGGGAAGACCGAACACAACAGGGAAAUCAGGAGACUCAAUAAGUCUCGUGUGUAACCAUAGUGACUGGUGCUGUAACCUCCCUAACGAAUCCGGACCCUAAUGGUCGACUGUCAAGUGCACUGAUGGGCAGUGGUAAUGGAUAGGGGAACCAAUGUAAUGCCUAGACUAUGUGAAAAUUACCUGUCCAUAAAGUUCCCAGCUGCGCCUGAAUCGACCAGAGCCUUACACUGGGGAACUACAAUGUAAUCAGGAAAGUGGAUGGGUAAGGUACAGUGCACAGCAGAGGGCUCUGAACGAGUAUGGUUUUUCGAUACCUGGGGUGAUGCGAGAGUGCCCUGCCUGCCGCCUCCAGACCCAUAAGAACGCUGACGACAUCGUGCAUUGAAAUGUCCUCUCGUGCCAUCUGCUGCUAGAGUCCGGAACUCCAGGGCGAAGUCCUGCACUGUCCUCGUCCCCUGCCUCACGUGGACAAGCCGCUUGCCCGCCUCUCUACCCUCGGGCGGGUGAUCGAAGACAGCCCGAAAGAGGCGAGCGAACUCCCCGUAGUUGUCCAAUGCGGCUCCUCCUUCAUUCCAGACCACAUUGGCCAACUCCAGGGCUUUCCCUGAGAGGCAGGAGACGAGGGCAGACACCUUCUCCCACUCCGAUGGGGCCGGGCUGAUGCUUGAAUAGUAUAGCUCCAAUUAGAGGAGGAAUCCCUGGCAGAGAGCAGCUGUCCCGUCAAAAUCCCGUGGUCGGGAUAUAUGGAUCCCUCUGGGUGCUGGGGUGUGGGUGGCUGGAUCCGGUCGCCAAACUGGUCCCGACAGAUCGGGUCAUCGCUUCUCCCAAGCUGGCUAGCAUUGUCGAUUGCUCCCGGACCCGUUCCACGACUCCAGGCAUGUGCUCCUCUCCUGCUGACUCCAUAUUUUGGUGUGUGAUUCUGUGAUGGGUGAUUUGAAGGAGUCAGGCGCAGGAGGGUAAAUCACAGAAUAACAUGAUUUAUUCCGGAAUACAGAGUUACUCAGUAAUGCGUCAAAACAGUCCAGUGCGCAAAACAGGCGCACUGGAACCAACAAGGCACACGGGGAAAAUAACCCGGCAAUACAAAAUACAAGGAGCUCAACCGAGCUUCACUCUCCUCACAAUAAACAAUCACACAAAGACAAGUGGGCAUAGGGAACACUUAUACAGGUACUGAUGAGGGGAUAUGAACCAGGUGUGUGUAAUAAACAAGACAAAACAAAUGGAAUGAUGAGAUGAGGAGCGGCAGUGGCUAGAAGGCCGGUGACGACGAACGCCGAAGCCUGCCCUAACCAGAAGAGGAGGCAGCUUCGGAGGAAGUCGUGACACAGUUGUUGCCACAGAACAAGUGAAGAACGUUUUUAUUAGCCUCGCUUGCCAGGCUUAAGACACAAGUCUUGGAACAAGUUCUUAUCACACGAUAGCGAGUGGCCAGGGGCUUUGAUAAUUGUUCAUGUUUUAUGCUAAUAUUGGUUAACUCUUGGUUGGUGUCAUCAUGCUGAUAUUAGACAAACUACUUUUAUUUUUCUAUCAUGGAAUGUGUAUUUGGUGCUCAUGUGUUCAUUGUGUAUUGAUCUUACAUUAAUUUCUGAUGAAAGCAACAGCAUAAUGGCUUUUCUCUAACAGUUCCUUCUUGUGAGGGAACGCAAACAUUGUUACACAUCUAUGCUUUUUUAUUGUUGUUUUACUAAUUUAAAAUAGUAUUUAUAAAAAUGAAAAUCAUCAGUCAGCAUUGUGUUUCUUCCAGAUGCUUUGGAGGUGAGGUGCCCAAGGGUCCCUAUCAUUGGGAGAGAGGGCACGCCACUGAAUCUCACUUGUAACAUAGAGUAUGAUCCGAGAAAAUGUGGUCAUAUUGAAGCUUCCUGGUGCCAUCGCUCUUCAGUUGAAAAAUCCUAAGCUUACUGCUCUCGCUAAGUACCCCACUGUUGUCAAAGAGGCAGUUAUGGAGCACCCCAACAUCAAACGUAAAGAGGUCGUCACAGAGAUCAAACAGCUGAAUGAAAAUUACCAACGACUCUAUCAGUGUCAAGCACAUUGUGAGAGCGGCGAUUCUGCUAUGGGGGACACUAUAGUAGUAUCACAAUCAAAUGUCAUUUGUGGGUCUGCUAUGGGUACAGCACCGCAUGAUCAAUCUAGAUGAUGAGUUGAUUGAUCUUCAAACUCUGAACUCUCUACGUAGCAGGAGAAAACGAACCAGUGGUAGAGCAUGGUGAAGAGGAUGAGAGUAUGCCUUGGGACAUUAUUACACUUCCACUCACUUUUUACUAAAUUACCUACCUGUAUUACCAACCUUCCUGUAUUACAAAUAACCUAUUCAUAAAAGGACAAUGUACUUUUUCAAUCUCACUCACACUCCCUAAUAUCCACAAUAUUCAUGUUUUACAUUUCCUUUUAUUUUUUGUUGUGAUAUCAUUGUUUUGGAGACUUUGGCCCAAUCCCAUAUGGAUUCCUAGAUUGUGGAGAUCUUAGAUGAUUUGAUUGCUAUAGGAUGAAACUUCCACCUAACCUAUUCGAGUGCAAGGUGGAGCUGUUACCAUAUUGAUUGCAAAAUCCUCUCAGAUCUCCACAAGUCUAUAGGGUGUAGGGUCUAGGCCUAGGCGUCCAUUUGGACACCUUAUGUUACUGAAUGUCACCCCUGUGACCUGCAGGAAAAUGCUGUCCUGUGUGCACCCCACCACCAGAGGGCCGUACAGUGCAGUGUUCCAAUGUCGAAUUAUCGGUUUCCGGGUCACGGAGGAGAGAGGACGGAGGAAAGAGGGUGGAGGACGGACUUUUGCCCAAAUGAGAAAAAGGCCUGUGUGUGAUGCUGAAAGAGAAAAAAUCACUUCCACCAGCAUGUAUUGUUUAACUGUAGAGGACCUUGGUUAGGCAUUAUUGUAAACUUCUAAAACAUAUUUAGAGUCAACAUAAAAUCUUGUUUCCUACUCUUGCUAUUUGAUCUCUUGCAAUCUAUUGUCUUUGAUUAAUUGCAUAUGGAGUUUUAUAGCUCCACUUACAAAGGAUAUUAAUUAUCUUUACAGACAAAGGAUAUCAAUGAUCUGGAAAGAUUCUGUAUGGAGGACUGGUCUAAGAUACCUCCCAAUGUGUUCUCCAAUCUCAUAAAACAUUUUAGAAAAGCCUCAGUGUUGUUAUCCUCGCAAGUGUACUGAAAACACGGGUGGAAAUAACUUUGACCGCUAUCUUAUUAUUAUUAUUUUUUAUUACUUAAUAUUUUUAUCUGAUCAAGUGUAUUAGUAUAAAUAAUUUUUACCAUGCAAUAUAGCUCAGUAUUUGUAUGAUUUAUUUUAUACAGUAUUUUUUGCUAAUCUUUAUCAAGGGUGCCAAUAAUUAUGGACCUGACAGUAUAUGGUAGCUACAGUUUCGUUACAUUUUGUAGAAUGUUUAUCAUACAGUCUGUACUCUAUGUACAAGGACACAACCCAUGUGUUGCUCUGUGAAAACCAAGUAGUAAUCAGGAGGCUAUUGGACAGUUUUAUAGAUUGUAUCUCACUCUUUUUCAGAUGCCAUACUGUAGGUGAGACCUCUAUUGUUGGGACGAAGGGCUUUCCAUAUAGAGUAUUAUCCCCAAAAUAUGUGAUCCCAUUGAUCGUUCAGAUGAAGAAUGUCCCAAACUUACUGAUCCCGAAAGGUAACUACCUCACUGUUGUCAAUGAGACAAUCAUGGAGGACAGUAACAUCAGACGCAAAGAUGUUGUCACAGAGAUCAAACAGAUGACACAAAUUGACCAAGGACUCUAUGGCUGCGUUUACACAGGUUGCCCAGUUCUGAUGUCUCGCCCAAUUGCAAAAGAGCUGAACUGA